AUGAGAUACAUACUUAGAACUUUUGAAAAAUAUGGAGCUCCUAAACCGUCACUGUGCGUGAUUUUUGUGUAUUCGACAAUUGUUGGUCUCUGUUCAGGAUUCCUUUAUCUAUAUUCCAGCUGGGUACCGAAUUUUGCCUCUCAUCUAAAGCUAACUCCUGCAGAAACUGGCUAUCUCACUAUUAUGUUCAGUGCGGGAUCGACAGUGGGUGGCAUUAUUGUCGGUCAUAUUAUUGAUUCCUUUGGAACGGAAACAGGAACUUUGGUUGGUGGUGUAUUGACAAUUAUUUCCCAUUUGAUACUUCGCUUCUUUUACAUCCAUGAAGUAAAAAAUGUGGUUGUAAUCUCGAUAUUUAUAGGAAUUUCAGCGUUUGCCGCCAUUGGGCCGGAGUUUGCUGCCAUGAAAGCCAUGUCAUCAACUUUUCCUGAAAACAAAGGGCUUGCCACUUCAUGUGUUGUUGGUGCUUUUGCUUUGGGAGCAUUGGUUUUUAGUACUGUUUUUGGUAGGAUGGACACUCCGAAUCUUUUGUUGGCAAUUGGGUUAGGUAAUGGCUUUAUUCUUCUGGCUGGUGUUUUCUUUGUCAGAGAAUUAGAUAUCAAUGAAAUCUACGAAAUGAUUGAUCUGCCUGAAGAGUAUCCUGGUGAUUCCACUUCAUCCUCGUUAAUUAAUUCUCCAUGCUACCGAGACAUUGAUAAUAAUUAUGAUACUUUCAAUCCAGGAUAUAACACAGCAACUGAAAGUCCAAGCAUCACUGAUGAAAAUUCUGAAUCCAAUAAAAAAACAAGCUCUGAGCUUCAUGAAACUUCAAUUCAUUAUCGUGCGUCUAUGUCUGUUGAUUCGACAUCACAAGUUGAAACCAUUGCAAAUAAUUUAGAUAUUGUGAACCCCCAACCACAAUUUUUUAUUGACCGAGUGAACUAUAAGCUCAAAGAAUUUACUGAUGGGCUAAUUUUUCAAAUUUUCUCUUCAAGAUUAUUCUUUUUGACUUUUCUCUCAUUGGCAUUUCUCGUUUCUGUUGGUCAAACCUACAUUUUUUCUGUAGGUUAUGUUGUUCAGAAUCAAUACUUUAAUCCAGAUUAUAGUUAUACCAUAUCUCAGCAAGAUUAUCAAAAUGCUCAAGUGAAAAUAUUCUCGUUUUGCAAUUUCGCUGGACGCUUUGCUUCUGGCUACUUUUCUGAUAUUCUUGUGUCAAGGUUCCAGGUUCAACGUCUUUGGAAUAUCACCAUUUGCGUGUGCUUAUUAUUUCUUGCUCAGGUGCUCUUGACGCAAUUGAAUAACUUGGAUCAUCUUUACAUUAUUUCAUUGAUUACUGGGUUUGCCUUUGGAAUAAUAUAUGGCACAUUUCCGCCUACAGUAAGUGACUAUUACAGUUCAACUGUUUACAGUACAGUUUGGGGAACUGUAACUAUUGGUCCAAUGGUCACUAAUGCCAUACUUACCAGGUACUUUUCCUACAAUAUGGAAAAAAAUGGAAAUUUUGAUGAUGAACUUCAACAGUUUGUUUGUUAUGAGGGAGUAGAUUGCUAUAAAAAUACAUUUUAUAUGACCCAGGGAUUUUGCAUCUGUGGAUUAGUAAUUGUGUUGUAUACCAUUUGGUAUAAAAAGCACAUUUUGAAAGACAAGGUUUUCACAUAA
This is a messenger RNA of Saccharomycopsis crataegensis, 1635 nucleotides long. RefSeq lists its product as uncharacterized. Gene Ontology annotation, biological process: transmembrane transport. Bases 1 to 1635 code for a protein of 544 amino acids. The transcript has a single exon. NCBI's taxonomy places the organism in Eukaryota, Fungi, Ascomycota, Saccharomycetes, Ascoideales, Saccharomycopsidaceae. Gene Ontology annotation, molecular function: transmembrane transporter activity. Gene Ontology annotation, cellular component: fungal-type vacuole membrane. The record is from RefSeq and is a predicted model, not a curated record.